Molecule: messenger RNA, 2032 nt
Organism: Saccoglossus kowalevskii
Lineage: Eukaryota; Metazoa; Hemichordata; Enteropneusta; Harrimaniidae
Product: organic cation transporter protein-like
Biological process (GO): transmembrane transport
Cellular component (GO): membrane
Molecular function (GO): transmembrane transporter activity
Source: RefSeq, a predicted model, not a curated record
AUGGUUCAGUAUGAUGAUCUUUUGACUGACAUUGUGGGCGAGUUUGGCACAUUUCAGAAGAUAUGUUUCAUUCUAUUAGGAAUAGCGUGCAUACCAUGGGGAUCUAUUCAACUGUCUCCUGUCUUCUUGUUUGCGACGACUGACUCUUGGUGCAAAGUACCGCAUGCUGGCGAGAUAGGUCAACAGUUCUGCUUGGCCAACAUGACAAGUAACUGCGAAGAACUAGUGAAAAAUCUCACUAUUCCGAAAGAACAGAUAGACAUUGGAUGUGGAAUAACCUGGAGGUUUGAACAAUGUUACCGAUAUGAUUAUGCAAACGCAUCAUCUGUUAUGCAUGAUGGCAACAGUAAAAGUUACUGGAACAUCACUGGCAAAGUAAAAUGUGACCAUGGAUGGGAUUACGAUAGGUCAGAAUAUAAAUCGACAGUGUCUCAGGAAUUUGAUUUAGUUUGCGAUCGAUUUUACAUGAAUGCAUUGGCGUCUACAAUCUUUAUGUUUGGAUUCACCAUUGGUUCCGUUAUGGUGGGAUGGAUAUUUGACAGGUACGGAAAGGAAACAACUGUUUUUUUUUUAUUUAAUGGCUUUUUUCCAAGCAUUGGUCGUAGAAAAGGUUUCAUGGUCACAUGGUCCGCCACCAUAGUUUUUGGUAUUAUUGAAGCCUUUGCUCCAAACUAUAUUGUCUUUGUGAUUGUACGCUUCUUUAUGGCAGCAACUGGAUUUGGUUUGUAUCUUGCCGGAUGUAUUCUAGGAUGUGAAUAUGUCGGACCAUCUUGGCGUAAUGUGACUGGAAUGAUAUAUCCUAUGUUCUUUUCUGUUGGCAUCAUGGUUCUGGCUCCACAAGCCUACUUAAUACGUCAAUGGUGGAGUCUGCAGCUAGCAAUCAUUGUGCCUUGUGUCCUGCUACUGUGUUACUGGUGGAUUAUUCCAGAGUCUCCAAGGUGGCUGAUAUCAAAAGGAAGAAUCGAUGAAGCUGAAAGUAUUAUCAGAAGAUGUUGUAGAAUCAAUAAAGUGGCAUUUUCAGAGGAAAAAUUCUCUGAAGCUAUGAGAAACAUUGUAAAAUCAAGAAAUGAGUGCUUAGAAGCUGGGGACAAAGCUAAUCACAGUUUACUUAGCUUGUUUCGAUAUCCAAACAUGCGAAAGAAAACAUUAAUAUUAUUCUUCAACUGGGUGACUAUUUGUAUUGUUUAUUAUGGAAUAUCUUUCGACACAUCUAGUCUGGGUGGUAAUCCGUACGUUAAUAUGCUCAUCUCAGGGGCUGUCGAGAUCCCAGCAGGAGUAUGUGGACUUUUUCUGAUCGAUCAUCCGAAAUUUGGACGAUGGGGAACGAUGAUCCUCGUGAUGAUCUCCGGUGGUGUGGCCUGUAUCAUUUUAACGUUUGUCCCUCCGUGUGGCGAUUAUGUUUGGAUUGGAAUAACUUUAGCUAUGACAGGCAAGUUAUUCAUCACUGCAGGGUUCUCCAUCAUCUACCUGUACUCGGCCGAGUUAUUCCCGACACCAUUAAGGUCAACUGGUGUAGGCAUGUGCUCUUCUAUUGCCCGUGUAGGUGCUAUGAUAGCACCCCAAUUAAUAUUCAUGAGCACAAUAUGGGAGCCGCUUUUUUCAGUUGUGUCUGGUAUUACAUCUAUUGUAGCAGGAUUGUUAAUAAUACCACUACCUGAAACCAGGGGGAGGAAAUUACCCGAAACGUUGAUGGAAGCUGAGGAGUUCGAAAAGAAGCAUAAACCGAAUUGCUCUUAUCAGGGGUAUGGGGAAAUUCGAAAAGUGGAAGUAAACGAUAUAUAUGAGAUGAAUGGUAUUUGAAAUCUUAGUGGUGCUGAGCGAUGAAUUGUGGACUGAAAACAAUAAAAGCGUUUGGUGAAUCUCAACGAUAGAUUGAGUUUAAAACCUGCUUAAACUUAAAGAACAUAAUUUCACAUCUUUCUUCUUCAAAUGAACAUUGUUAUAUAUAAUCAUUUGUAUAUUCAUAUCCAUGGAGAUAUUGAAAUUACGUUAGACGGGGUCAUUGGAGGUCGCGUGAGUUGCCAAGCUGUAG